UCCUCUGACGGUCAGUGUCAGUAGCGUCACAAGUUGCAGUCGAGAUAGAGGUGAAUGUUUUGUUUUGCUGUUAAAAACGUCAGACAGCAUGAAUAAUGUUUUCGCAUUACUGAUUUUGUUUAUUACACUAUUAGAUAUUGGAUAUUGCACACAGAGGACUUUACGAUCAUGGGUGAAUCCUGACUGUGGCUCGACAUGUAAUGAGAUAAAUUCAACAACAGUUUACCUGAGAGCUGAUGGUCCCAAUGAUACCUUACAUUAUCUAUGGGAUUUUGAUGGCAAUCCGUCCGUAUUAUUAGCACUUACUUCACCUACAGGUUUCCUUAAUAUAAGCUGGAAUGAUUUCCUUAUGAAUAAAAAAAAUUCUGUAACGUUCACAGAAAAACCUAUAUAUAGUUUUGGAGUAGUUAUAAAUAAGAUCAUAGAGUUCAAUGAUGCGAAUGACACAGGAUUAAUAAACAUUGCUAAUGUUGUAAAUACAAAUAAUCUAUAUCCUAUGUUUUAUCAAUGGGAGCGUAAGACUUUAAUGCAAAAUAAUGACUUUGUUACCUUAGAAAUGGAAGGUAACUAUUACAAUGAUACUGCAAUGAAUAUUAGUAGAAGUGGAAGUGUAAAACUUUCGUUAAGAGGUUUCUGCUCUCUCGAUCAUUCAGAAAUGCUGCCUCACAUGUUGCAUACUGAAAAUUCUACUCAAAUCGACAUUGUUCUUGACAAUAUACAAACGAAUAAUACCUUCUCUAAAAGCAGAUUUGCCAUUGAAUUAUUAGUAGUUGGGGAAGGAAAUCCUGAUAUACCCAUGUUUGUGAACCCCAAGAAAAGUUUGGACGACGAACAUACUCCAGGUAUAUUUGAGGUGGUCGAAGUUAGGACACCACCGUUCAAAAGUAUGGAUGAUUUUCGAACUGAGGGUGCUUAUUUGCAAUGGGUACCAAUCUCCUACACAACCGUGUCCCGCGAAGUAACAAGCGCAACUGAAACAAUACAAUAUCCACCAAUGAAAGUAACUAAUCAUACAGAUGCUAUCAUCAAUUCUAUGUUGUACCGUUACUACGGAGACGAAGUUAAUGAAAUGCUUACACAGAGAAUUAUUAUAUCGUUAGGAACAAAAGGAGAUGGAUUUUAUAAAAGAAGUUACUAUUCUACAUGGACCUUUUUAAUUGGCUAUGGUACACCACCAAGUGAACGAUUUUCUAAUUUGGUAAUUAUGAUCAUGUCCAUUGGUCUAGGCCUUCCACUAAUUAUUCUAAUAGCAACUGGUUUAUACCUUUGCAUUCGUAAGCUGCCUAAACGACAUAGUGAUACAUAUUUAAGUCAAUGAAAAGAAUAGACGAUUAGACGAAGUAUGAUAGAUAUUUAUGCACGUUUAGUUGCAUUUCCACUAUACCACCAUUAAACCUUACGAGAGAUUUUCCUAUAUUUAUACAUAGCACAUAUAUUUUUUACACGUAUUUUCAAAUUGAUACAUAAAUCAAUUUGAAGUAUAUAUGUUAAUGCAUCGCAUAAAAAUUAUUCUGUACAAAUUUAUACACCAUUGAUUAAUAAAUGAUAAGUAACAGUAAAUUGAAA
Osmia bicornis bicornis is the source of this 1566-nucleotide messenger RNA. Its product is annotated as glycosylated lysosomal membrane protein-like. Gene Ontology annotation, cellular component: lysosome. NCBI's taxonomy places the organism in Eukaryota, Metazoa, Arthropoda, Insecta, Hymenoptera, Megachilidae. Bases 89 to 1318 code for a protein of 409 amino acids. The transcript has 6 exons. The record is from RefSeq and is a predicted model, not a curated record.